Molecule: messenger RNA, 781 nt
Organism: Vitrella brassicaformis
Lineage: Eukaryota; Vitrellaceae
Source: the annotation of a GenBank genome assembly
AUAAAAUGUAGGCAACGAUGUGUCGCUGCCGUCACCCAUCGCCACUUCUCCCCGCCACGCCACACGCCUGCCAGUGCGGACCUCCUCGGCGAUGCAGUAGCACUGCCGCAACUCCUGUCUCACAAAAAUGUCCGUCAGAUCCUGCGAUUCUCCGUACAACCGCAAGUCACCAACUGAACAAGCACAGGAAAAUCCCUCAUUCAGGCGAAGUGUCAAUCUUGCUCAUGCUGGUUUGUCUUACUGUCCAGGUCCCGGAGCGAGCUGUGCUUGGCCUGCACCUUCAGGAGACAGGGCAGCCGCGUUGGCGUCCUUGGUGGGGCCGAAGGGAGACAGCACUUGUGCGAUGGUGGCGGGGGAUAGGUUGUCGCUCAGCCCGUCCGUGAAGACCACGAUGCAGUCCUUGUCUUGGACGGGCACACUGGCGACGCUCAUGCCCUGCUGCGUCUUCAGCUGGUCAGCUGUUGGGGUGGGGGGGGGCGUGCCGUCGCUGCUGGUGGCGGGUGGCAGCAUGGCCAGCUGAAGGGGGCGGUUGGGCUCGGUUGGAUCCACCAUAGGGGCCGUCCGGUGGAUCUCCCAAGGCCUUCCCGAGAUGAGGGGCGACGGAGGACCAUGGCGCCCGAGUCGCCAAAGUUGGCGAUGUCGGCGGAGAUGGACCCGUCGGCCUCCUCACUCAAUGCCAUCCCAACUGCCGUGGUGCCGCCCACACGCCCGGGGGGGCUGCGUGAGAAGUGAAAGAAGUUCCUGUCGCGAUAUAAAAUGUAGACAGCGAUAUCCACUGCAG